This is a messenger RNA of Dunckerocampus dactyliophorus (ringed pipefish), 5532 nucleotides long. RefSeq names its product formin-like 1a (gene fmnl1a). Gene Ontology annotation, molecular function: actin filament binding; small GTPase binding. Gene Ontology annotation, biological process: cortical actin cytoskeleton organization; cell migration; regulation of cell shape. Gene Ontology annotation, cellular component: cytosol. The coding region runs from base 245 to 3700 and encodes 1151 amino acids. The record is from RefSeq and is a predicted model, not a curated record. The transcript has 25 exons. NCBI's taxonomy places the organism in Eukaryota, Metazoa, Chordata, Actinopteri, Syngnathiformes, Syngnathidae.
UGUCUGUCUUACAGAGUGUGUCACGCUCUGCUUGCCUUCCGCUCAGCACUCAAAACUCUCCGAAGGUGUUUGUCCAGGAGAAGACUGCCAUCUUACCUCCUUCCCACCUGUAGGAUGCACUUCCUCCCGGCAACAGGCCUCAUUUAGGCCUCCUUGCUCUCGCCCACUCUGGUAUGCAACUGAUUUUCUAAGGAGAAGGCGCUUGUUCACGGCUUUCCUCCUGGAUUACUUGUGGAGAUUAGUGAUGGGGAAUGCUGCCACGGGGGCCGCCGAGCAACAGGAGCCACCUGACGGUCGUGAAGCCAGGAGCUCGGUCUCGUCUGGGAUGAGUGAGCCGACGCCCCCGGCGCUGCAGAAGAAGCAGCCGCCUCCCCCUAAGCUGCCCAAGCCUGACGAGCAGGAGCUGGAGGAGCGCUUCAAUGUGGUCCUGAGCUACAUGAACCUUCCGCCUGAUAAACUACAGCUGUUGAGUCAAUAUGACAACGACAAGAAAUGGGAGCUUGUCUGUGAUCAGGAGCGUUUCCAGGUGAAAAGCCCUCCGUCCACCUAUCCGACCAAGAUCAAGAGCUUCUACCAGGAUCAAGUGGUGGUGGCCCGCAGGAAAAAAAGAAUCCAAGAGGCCACAAAGGUCCUCAAAGAUUUGGAGAUAUCCCUUCGCACCAACCACAUUGGCUGGGUUCAGGAGUUCCUCAACGAACAGAACAAAGGUUUGGAAGUGUUGGUGGAGUACCUGUCCCAGGCCCAGAGCGAUGCCUUGUUUGACGUGGACAGCAGCGAAAACGGCAGCACCCUGGCCGACCGAUCAAGAACCCUCAAUGGAAGGUCCAUCGAAGACUUGAGCAAGACCACCAACACGACCCCUGGCAGUGGCUCCUUGCAGUCUCACGGAAUGAGCCGAGCGGCACGAGCGCUCACUGUGAGGAUUAGCUCCACUCUGGGAAACAAGAUGCUGAAGAAGUCUCACUUACCCAGCCAGAGAGAUGACGUGCACGUGUGCAUCAUGUGUCUAAGAGCGAUCAUGAACUACCAGUCUGGUUUCAACCUGGUGAUGACGCACUUGCGCUGCGUCAACGAGAUCACGCUCAGCCUACACAGCAGGAAUCAUAGGACCAAAGCCCUGGUCCUGGAGCUGCUGGCUGCCGUGUGCCUGGUCAGAGGAGGACAUGACAUCAUCCUCUCUGCGUUUGACAACUUCAGAGAGGUGAGCAGGGAGAGGAGCCGCUUUGAGAAGCUGAUGGAGUACUUCAUCAAUGACGACAGCAACAUUGACUUCAUGGUGGCCUGCAUGCAGUUCAUCAACAUUGUGGUUCAUUCUGUGGAGAACAUGAAUUUCCGCGUACACCUGCAGUAUGAGUUCACUCAGCUGGGCUUGGACAAGUAUCUGGACAGCCUGAAGGAAACAGAGAGCGAGAAGCUGCAGGUGCAGAUCCAGGCCUACCUGGACAACGUGCUGGACGUUGGUGCUCUGCUGGAGGACGCUGAGAGCAGAGGCGGCGUGCUGGAUCAUGUGGACCAACUGCAGGACCACAAUGUCAAGCUCAGUGCUCAGCUCCACGAGAUGGAGACUCAGACUGUCGAGAAGAUUUCUGAACUUGAGACUCAACUCAUGCAGGCCACCAAGGAGACGGAGCUGCUUAAGGAAAGCCUGAGAGAUUCGUGUUCUCAGGUGAGCACCUUGCAGCAGAGGGAACGGGAGAAGGAGCUGGACAGGGAGCGAGAGAAAGAGCGGGAGCGUCUGAACGUAGCUACUCCUCAGGCGCCUUCUGAGUUAGAGCAGAAGAUCCAUGAGCUGCAAGAGAGAGGGCUGAUCCGCCUGGGACGGACCGCCUCCGGGGGCCUGGACAUCCAGGUGGUGCCCAUUACAGUGACUGAUUACGUUCUGGCACCGGCGCCUCAGCCUAGCGCCACAGUCUCCUCCUCCACGCCAUCCCGUCCUGUAGUGCCUCCUCCACUUCGUCCUCAUGGUCCUCCAGCAUCUUGUCCUGGAAGAGAGACACCACUUCCUCCUCCACCACCUCCACCUGGAGGAGCACCACCACCACCACCACCCCCACCUCCUCCACUUGCUGCAGCAGCAGGACCACCACCACCGCCACCACCACCUCCUCCACCAGCUGCUGGAGGAGGGCCACCACCACCACCACCUCCUCCUCCACCUGGCGUCGGACCACCUCCUCCUCCUCCACCUGGGGUCGGACCACCACCACCUCCUCCACCUGGGGUCGGGCCCCCUCCUCCUCCACCUGGGGCUGGACCACUGCCGCCUCCUCCACCUGGGGCCGGACCACCCCCUCCUCCGGCUCCUGGAGCACCCAACACUCAGUCUGGGUUGAAAAGCAAAAAGGCCAUUCAGACCAAGUUCAGGAUGCCGCUAUUAAACUGGCAGCCUCUGAAACCAAACCAGGUCACAGGAACCAUUUUUAACGAGCUGGAUGACGAACAAGUUCUGGAGGAGCUGAACAUGGAGAUGUUUGAGGAACAGUUCAAGACGAAGGCGCAGGGAAACCCGUCAGAUCUGUCUAAAGUCAAGAAGAAGUUGGGGCAGAAGUCCCCCAGCAAGACAUCUUUGAUUGAUGCAAACAAGGCCAAGAACCUGGCCAUCACCUUACGCAAAGGCGGGAUGAGUCCUUCACAAAUCUGUACCGCCAUUGAGAUGUACGACCAGCAGUCCUUGUCCAUCGACUUCCUGGAGCUGCUGGAGCACUUCAUACCCUCAGACUUUGAGAUGAAGCUGCUACUCAACUAUGAGAAUGACGGGCGACCCCUCGACGAGCUGACGGACGAGGACCGGUUUAUUCUGCACUUUGGAAAGAUUCCUCGCCUGAGCCAGCGCAUCAACACGCUCACCUUCAUGGGGAACUUCCCCGAGAGCGUCAAGCGGCUUCAACCGCAACUCAACUCCAUCAUCGCGGCGUCCAUGUCCAUCAAAUCCUCCGCCAAGUUAAAGAAGAUCUUAGAGAUCGUGUUGGCGUUUGGGAACUACAUGAACAGCAGCAAGAGGGGGGCGGCUUACGGCUUUAGACUGCAAAGUCUCGACCUCCUUCUGGAAACAAAGUCCACCGACCGCUCGCAGACGCUGCUCCACUUCAUCACCAAUAUCAUCCUGGACAAAUACCCAGACUUGGCCAACUUCUACACAGAGCUACAUUUUGUGGACAAAGCAGCCCUCGUGUCCUUGGACAUCAUCCUGCAGGACAUCCGCUUCCUGGAGCGGGGCAUGGAGAUGACCAAGAAGGAGUUCCUGGUGCAGGACGACAGCCCCGUCUUGAAGGAGUUCAUCAAAAGCAACAGCGAGCAGUUGGAGUCGCUGAUGAAAGACAGCAAGACGGCGCAGGAGGCCUACUGCUCCGUGGUGGAGUACUUUGGUGAGAACCCCAAAACCACACAGCCGGCCACAUUCUUCCCGCUCUUCUCCCGCUUCAUCAAAGCCUACAAGAAGGCCGAGCAAGAGAUUCAUCAGAAGAAAAAGGCGGAGCUGGAUGUGAGCGAAGGAAGAGAUAGCUCACCAACCAAGAGUGGAGGUCAACGGGGUCCCUUGAUGCCUAAGUUGGACUUUAUAGCCGAGCUGAAGAGGAAGCAGGUGCAGCCCGGUGUGCGUGAAGGCAAAGAUGGAGCUUUGGAGGACAUCAUCACAGAUCUGAGGACCACGCCGUUCCGCCGCACGGAUGGUCGCCGGUCAGCUCAGCGCCAGGACACAUAAUCAACACCCAAGGCUGAAAGUACACACACACAGGAAGCAGCUUUAAGUGAAAAAACAUGAAUGUUUGUUGACAUUUGACCUUGUAAAUACAAUACCUUCAUUUUAAUCAAGAAGUUAGAAAAUGGACAUUUGGAGGCAUAUGUUAUCUAAUAAUAAUCGUUUUAAAAAGUAGUCAGUGUUUUUGUGAUUUUGCACAAGCAGGGCCACACAUGAAUUACCCCACCCCACAAAAUGAUUUUAAAUGUACCAUAUUAUAGUUUUUUUUUACACAAUAGCGUAAUUUAGCCUUGAUGCAACGUAACACAAAGAGGUUAGUUAUCGACACUAGCACAGCUAUGGGAGUGCCAACAUUACGAAGGUAGCGCUCAUUUAAAACAGACGUAUCACCAUGGUAACUUAGGUUAAACUCAUAACCUGGUCCCGACCAGGUAAUGUCCAGGCUUUCAUCGUCUAUGAACAUGCCACUGUUUCACUGUUUAGCUAAUUCGGAGAUGGCGCCACCAUUUAUUAUAAUCUACGCAGUCCACGAGGGGACAUGGAGAAAAAAAUGUAAAAAAAAAAAAAAAAGAAGAGCAUUCCCUGAUGAUAUUAUCCAUCUAUAAGCGAGAUCGAUUUUCAGAUGAGGGAAUACGCUCACACGAGCACCAGGAAUAAAAUACAAUAUAAAAUACUAAUAAUUAGGCCAACGUUAGCGGACGUAAAUGUCACAGCAGUCUCUGCGUAAGUACUCAGUCCAUUAGUCUUCUUAUAUUACAAUAUUUGCUGGAGGAAUAAGCACUCUGAGCAACUGGAAGAAAACAAGGAAAAAAAUUGUAAAAUUAAAAAAAAGGUCGCCACAAAACACAUCAACACUGCCAUCUAGUGGUCACAGUGAGGUACAACAAGACAUUUCAAAGAUUAAAAAAGAAAAGUUCUUGUUCUAAUUUAUAUUUUAAAUGGAUAAGUGUUAAAAUGUCAAAUAGCGCAAUGUUGAGCGUUGAUAAAUGAAAAGACUAGUAGAGUAUAGUUAAUAUAAUAAAUCAGUAUUAAUUUAGGCAUUACAUGCUCAGCAUUAUUCUGUCAGUGAUCCUCCCUCGCUGUACUUCUGUGUGAAACGCCCCCUUUCGUGAACGCUCCCUAAGAACAAAGCCGAGAACCGGACCUGACAAAGCUAGCUGAUAACUACCGUUGCAGUACUGUUUACCUCUGUUUGGGGAAUUUGGGUUUUGUUGAGCUGCAUCUUGAGCACCAAGCCUGGGUUGGUUGAGCCCCUUUGUCAGAAUACCCCCUAUAACAGCAACAUCAUGCUAGGUUAGGUGAAGAAAAACAAAACAAUCCAACUUACGCGCUCCCACGUCUGCAGAUGACUGACGGACAGUUGGCGGAGCUCCAGGUGUCAUUUUAAGAUUUGUCAUUUUAAGCUCUCCUGGUGGGUGUAUAAACGGGCACUAGGGACACACAUUACUGUUCAUGUAAAAAAGUCACUUUUACAUAUAAAAUGAAAAUGGGAACCUCUCAAGUUGUGCGAUCACGAAUUCCAUAUUGCCUGUACAGUUCAAGGUUGUAUGAUGGCCACAGCUUGACAGUUUCCUACAGGAAAAUUGCAUACAAAUGGGUUCCACUGUAUAACAAAAUAAACUUUACCUGAAAAAGUAAUGACUAUGUUGUGCGUUCUUUGCUCCCCCUGGGCUAGUCACACAGAAACGUUUCAGGUCAAAAUGGCAUCAGGUCAAACGGUAUUUUAUCAUUUCAGCCUCUCAUCCACACAGGAACGGCGUCACGCAAAACGGUAUUUUUUGAAAAUGGCUUCCAGAGCCGGAACAUAUAAAAACGCAGGCCUGUCGUUGCGAACG